GCCUUCCGCCCGGGGAGCGGCCUUCGGGAGAGGGGGCGUCGCGACGCUCCCCGAGCUGGGGCGGCCCGUGGGCCGUCGGAGACCGAGGGGACGAACCAGGAUGAAUAUGACUCAAGCCCGGGUCCUGGUGGCUGCAGUGGUGGGGCUGGUGGUUGUGCUCCUCUACGCCUCCAUCCACAAGAUCGAGGAAGGACACCUGGCCGUGUACUACAGGGGAGGAGCUUUACUAAGUAGCCCCAGUGGACCAGGCUAUCAUAUCAUGUUGCCUUUCAUUACUACGUUCAGAUCUGUGCAGACAACACUACAAACCGAUGAAGUUAAAAAUGUGCCUUGUGGAACAAGUGGUGGGGUCAUGAUCUACAUCGACCGAAUAGAAGUGGUUAACAUGUUGGCUCCCUAUGCAGUGUUCGAUAUUGUAAGGAACUACACUGCAGAUUAUGACAAGACCUUAAUCUUCAAUAAAAUUCACCAUGAGCUGAACCAGUUCUGCAGCGCCCACACGCUUCAAGAAGUUUAUAUUGAGUUGUUUGAUCAAAUCGAUGAAAACCUGAAGCUAGCCCUACAGAAGGAUUUGAACGUCAUGGCCCCAGGUCUCACCAUCCAGGCUGUACGUGUUACAAAACCUAAAAUCCCAGAAGCCAUAAGAAGAAAUUUUGAGUUAAUGGAGGCUGAGAAGACAAAGCUUCUUAUAGCGGCACAGAAGCAAAAGGUUGUGGAGAAAGAAGCUGAGACAGAGAGGAAGAAGGCUGUUAUAGAGGCAGAGAAGAUUGCACAAGUAGCAAAAAUUCGGUUUCAGCAGAAAGUGAUGGAGAAAGAAACGGAAAAGCGGAUUUCUGAAAUUGAAGAUGCUGCGUUCCUGGCCCGAGAGAAGGCAAAGGCCGAUGCGGAGUACUACGCUGCCCACAAAUAUGCCACCUCGAACAAGCACAAAUUGACCCCGGAGUAUCUGGAGCUCAAAAAGUACCAGGCCAUUGCUUCUAACAGUAAGAUCUACUUUGGCAACAACAUCCCUAGCAUGUUCAUGGACUCCUCUUGUGGUUUGAAAUAUUCAGAUGUUAGGACUGGAGGAGAAAGCUCCCUCCCCUCUAAGGAGGCUCUUGAAACCUCUGGGGAGAGCCCCAUCCAAAACAAGGAGAGCACAGGUUGAUGCAAGAGGUAGAAACGUUCUCCCGUAUCAAGAGGUGGCCCAAGGGGUUCAGUAGGAACAAUGGUUAUACGGACUCUUCAGACUUCCAGAACUCCCGCUCCGUCCGCUCUGCCUCUCCCACGGUGUCCUGGUUUGUCAGCCGCUGACUGCAGGGUAGAGCCAGCCGUCUGGCACUCAGAUGGUCCUUCCAGCCGCAGUUUAUCAAGUACCCUGUGCGUGCUCCUCUCUGAACUAGCCUCGUGAGCGAGGGGAAGGGUGAUGCUGAGAUGCUGCCUGCCCCGGAGCGUUCACACUAAGUAUGUAACGAGCUGUACGUCUCUAAGCCGCGAUCUGCCGAAUAAUGUUUACAUUGGUCCCUGGGGAAAUGAGCGCUCAGCCAUGCAAGGGAUGGGAGGCCAGAGAGAACACGGCCAGGAAAUGGUAAGUUAAGAAGACCGACUGCGCCUGGGCCCCAGGCUGCCUCUUUGGGGUCCAGUCCCAGAGUCUGUCCAUGCGAUUCACAUCCAGGCCGCUGAGUUCCCAGGAAAUGAUCUUCCACUUGAGCAACAAUUUACUUGACACGUGAUUUGCACCUUUCUGUUUUCCUACAGUCAAGUUGGUGGCCUACAGGGACAUGCACUUUGCCACCCAGCCAGAGAUUUCUCAGAGGUUCCUAAUCACUAUUUUAUUGCAUUAGUAGCUCAGAGAUAAAAAGAGCUUUGCUCUAAGUUAGGAGUGAGAUGAAACCUUUGCUCUGAACCAAAGCCCUGGGGCCCUGUAUUCCCUCCAUGGGAAAGGACUGUCAUGUCACUGCCCCAGGCCACGUGCAACUGAUGUACUUCAUUUUUUAGCCACAGACAGCUCCUUACAUGUCACCUCUCAUCUCCGGCUGGCCAAGAGCAGGACAGGCCUUUAGCCAGAAAUCGGAGCAGCGUACCCUUCCUAGCCGUUCACUGCACAGUAUUGAAUCAUAAUUACAGAAAGGUUUUAUUUUUAAAACUGGAUUUGGGGUGCAUUCAUUUGCCCCAGCACUUCUGUCUAAAAGCCAGGUCUUUCAGCUGCCAUGGUUACCAGCACACUGAUUCUCCUUAACACUGUGUGGAACAAAGAGUAACCUGGAAAGCAUCCUCGGUCAUCUUCUGUCUUCUUUCUGGCUCUGGGAUGCUGAAAACAGAGCUGUUUCUCCAACUGUCCCUUCCCCCGGGAGAUUGGGAUGCUCGCCCUCCCGGGCAGCCGGUGACUGUGAUCUUCCAUGAGAGGAUGACAGUUCACCUGUGGCUGCAGGAGACCUGCUUCAUACGAACCUUCUUUUUCCUUCAGAUUAACUUUCCUGGAAUGGUGUAUCACGUAGGUAGGCCUGAGUUCCUGUUUGCUAAGACCCCUCUUGGGUACACUGUGUUGCAGCCAGACAGAAAAAUCAUGGGACCACUUCCGGAAACCCUUCAGCUGUCAGUCCUGUCGUCUCCUGACAGCCUGUGGGUUGUGCCAAACACUACUCGGGAAAGGGAGACCCGGCUUCGAGGGGUCUGUUCCCUGGGCCUUACACUGUAGACACAUUCGUAACUUGGAGGGAAUCAUUUUUUGGUUUUUUGCUCUUUUAAAUCAGUAAUUCUCUUUAUGAAUGAAUCUUGCGUUCUUUAACCCUCCUAAAGAGAACUUUUGAAUUAUAGAAAUAAACUCUUAACCUGUCAUAUUGUUGCUGCAGAUAAAUAAUGAUUGUCAUGGGAAAUCUGGAUCAUUGACCUCAUGCUUUCAUUCCUGGGGAUGUUUUUAUUCCCAUGAGCGUAAGGAUGGUGGUGGGUUUCCUACCAGCCCCAGCCCUGGUGGCAGGGCUGAGGAAGUGACGUGGGGUGACAUCGUAAACAGCACUUCCACGUCAGCUCCCCUUGGAGUUCCGCGUGCUUCCCUGCGCCCCCUCGGUGAGCUCUCGGUCCAGCCAUCCUUCAGGGGUGUUCCUUUUGGUAAAUAGACACUGUAAUCUUGAAGUCUAAAUUUAUAUGUGAAUUGCUACCUUUUUUAAAUAAGAAACUAAAUAAAAUUAUUUUACUAUCAGCGA
Molecule: messenger RNA, 3182 nt
Organism: Tupaia belangeri chinensis (Chinese tree shrew)
Lineage: Eukaryota; Metazoa; Chordata; Mammalia; Scandentia; Tupaiidae
Gene: ERLIN1
Product: ER lipid raft associated 1
Exons: 12
Coding region: 101-1147 (348 amino acids)
Biological process (GO): SREBP signaling pathway
Cellular component (GO): endoplasmic reticulum; endoplasmic reticulum membrane
Molecular function (GO): ubiquitin protein ligase binding; cholesterol binding
Source: RefSeq, a predicted model, not a curated record